ACCGACGAUGAGGACGGCCGCCAUCGACUGCAAUAGAAACAUUAAUCUAUACGGUGGUCUUCGUCCAGGGUUGCCAUUGCGCCAGAUUAUUCUUAAUUUUGCCAGACACACAGGCAAAAUGUUUCAGAUAAUUUGAAAAAAGUGUAGGUGUUGUUUCUCUCUAUUAUCAAAGUGCGUUAUUAAUCGUAGCACACAUUGAAACUUUGCUGGUAAAGUUCGAUUUUUUUCUGAAACGUUCUCUGAGCAAGAAACAUGGGAUCUGUGAAAACAAGUGCAAAAUCUCUUCAGAAAGAAAUCAGUCAUAAAAGUAGCCUUCCUAAUGGCUACGAAUUCGCUAGACAUUCACUGGAAUAUCAAAAAACUGUUCCUGGAAAGAUAAAUGUCACUUCUGAGAGCUAUGAGCAAAUUUACUCUCUAGAAGGUAUGGUGGAGAAUAGAGAAACAAUAUCUGAGCAACCAAUCGAAGAAAUGCGUUCCAUGGAAGACUGCAAAUCUGAAUCCUACAAAUCCACAAUCACCUUGCACAGCCAGUCAAGUGUUGAUUUGAACAAGUGUCGGGAGGCAACGGAAAAACUUACUCAACUCAAAUUGACAGUCGUUGAUCUAAUCGAUCAAACGAUUCGACAAUUGGAAUCAAAGGAACAGUUCGAGCAUGCCCGGAGCUUACAUCCCAAUGGCGAUGGUACCAAACCGUUUCACCGCGUUCAGAACCUGGAGGGGCCUUCCCUGAAAUCUCGAACCGCUAUCCGACGGAAGUUGUACACGGAAAUCGAGCAAUUGAUUUCGCGCCUCAAAGACAUGGAAAGUCUGGAAUUAAAAUUGACCGACUUGUGAAUGGCUAUUUUAUUUUUAAAUUACCUGUUUUUUUGUUUCUAAUUAUUUCACAAUAUACCAACUG
Wyeomyia smithii (pitcher-plant mosquito) is the source of this 898-nucleotide messenger RNA. RefSeq lists its product as uncharacterized. Lineage: Eukaryota; Metazoa; Arthropoda; Insecta; Diptera; Culicidae. The coding region runs from base 253 to 834 and encodes 193 amino acids. The transcript is spliced from 2 exons. The record is from RefSeq and is a predicted model, not a curated record.